Molecule: messenger RNA, 2200 nt
Organism: Bombina bombina (fire-bellied toad)
Lineage: Eukaryota; Metazoa; Chordata; Amphibia; Anura; Bombinatoridae
Product: G1/S-specific cyclin-D1-like
Exons: 6
Coding region: 36-1052 (338 amino acids)
Biological process (GO): regulation of cyclin-dependent protein serine/threonine kinase activity; mitotic cell cycle phase transition; positive regulation of G1/S transition of mitotic cell cycle
Cellular component (GO): cytoplasm; cyclin-dependent protein kinase holoenzyme complex; nucleus
Molecular function (GO): cyclin-dependent protein serine/threonine kinase regulator activity
Source: RefSeq, a predicted model, not a curated record
ACAAGGUGAGAACCAACAAGAUCCUAUUGCCAUUUAUGUGGAAACGGUUGAAGAUCCGGCAAUACAAGCCAAAGCAGCACAAACAGGGACGGUUUCCUACACCGAGGAUGAUGCUAACCGCAUAUUGUUUGCACCCAUAUCCAGAACGACUGCCCUUGCACACCAAAGCAAACACAGAGAUGGAGGGCAGACUACUGUGCUGUGAAGCUGAAUCAGAACUCAGAGCCCAGGAUGACCCAGUGCUGCUGCAGAGCAGGGUGCUGUGGAAGCUGCUGGCAGCCGAAGAAAGGUAUAUCCCCUCUGCAUCAUACUUCCAGUGUGUACAGAAGGAGGUGCACCCGCACAUGAGGAAGAUGCUGACUAACUGGAUGCUAGAGGUCUGUGAAGAUCAGAAGUGCGGGGAACAGGUUUUCACGCUGGCUGUAAACUGCCUGGAUAGGUUCCUAUCUCUGACGCAAGUAGAGAAGAGGCAUCUCCAGCUUUUGGGCGCAACGUGCCUUCUCCUGGUAUCCAAACUAAAGGAAACAAAUCCCAUCACCAUUGAAAACCUAUGCAUGUACUCUGACUACUCUUUCACAGAGAGGGAACUGAGGUCUAUGGAACUUUUGGUCUUGAACAAGCUAAAGUGGGACAUAGAGGCAGUGACACCUCAGGACUUCCUCUCACACUUACUAGAGCUGCUGAAUAUUCCUGUAGAGAAGAUGACUUUGAUUAGGAAGCACGCAGAAACUUUUAUUGCACUCUGCACCACCGAUUGUACUUUUAUUGCACUUCCACCAUCACUGGUGGCGGCUGCCAGUGUAUCUGCUGCUGUGGGUGGACUACGACUUGAGAAGUUGGGGAAGGCAUACUCUAGUAUGGUGAUCACAAAACACCUUGCUCAUGCUAUCCAGUGUGACCCUUUAUUUCUUAAGACGUGUCAAGAACAGAUAGAAAUAUCACUUCAUUCAACUCUUCACAAUGCUCAAAGAAAUCAGGUGUCGGACUCCAAGAUGGUAGAGGAGAUUGAACGAUCCAGCACCCCAACUGAUGUGCUAGAUAUUGAUUUGUAAUUCUCUAGUAUCGCUCACCUUCCCAGAGAGAAUAUUUUACUUGAUCACUGAUGAUGCCGAUUCUCUAUUCAUACAAAAAAAAGACUUGGUGGUUUUAUUUAAGUCUGAAUUGCUGGUCAGUGUAGCACAAUGCUUGUUGUUCAGAAUAUCAUAUCUUGGUAUCACAACAUCCCAAACAUGGCGAAGGAAUAAAGCACUUUUUAUGUUGCACUCCUACAAACAGUUACAAAAGGUGCUUUGGAACAAAGCAGAGCAGUAGCCUAUUGUGAAUACUUGUUAGCAAAAAGGCAUUUCCUCCUAUGGGCUGUACGCUGGGCAGAUAAAAACCAAGAGAUACACUGAAGAUUCACUUUGUUUGUUUAUUUAUUUUAUGGUUAAUUAUUAUUAUUUAUUUAUUUUAUUUGAUCAUUGUCUAUUAAUUUAACAAGCAACAUAAUGUUAUUUUAUUUAAUUCUCACCUAAUAAUUUAAUUUUUUUUGUUCACUGCACUGCCCCUUACCCUUCUACGAUUGCAAAAAAAUAUUAAAAAGGAAUCUUGCAAAGUUUGAAUACGUUACACAAUAGCAUGUUUAUACUUCAGAUCAUUUUGUGUCAUACGGUAUUACUAUUUAUUCUAUGGUCAUAAUAUUUUUUGUUCUGUUGAUUCUUUAUUUAUUUUUGUUUUGCUAAAACUGCUUUUUCUUUUGGCUUUGAUGCUUUAAAAUGAGUGCAUCACGUAGCUGCCAUUUUAAAUUAAAAAAUAAAAUGCAGCAUACUUUGGAUUCAGCAAAAUGAUGGCUGGGGAGAAAAUGAUUUGUUAGCACAUGUCAGUACAUAUAACAUGUGACCAUUUCUUUGUAAUAUGUUACAUAAAAUGCUUUCAGCAGGGUCUAAAAAAUAAAUAAUGUAUUUUAUAUGUUAAUCUGAGAUACAUUCUAAUUAGAAUGUUGUAUGGAUUCCUCAAAAAAUGAAAAUUGUGGACUUAUUGUGUAACUUAUUUCCAUAGAUUCCACUGUAGGAUGCGGGUUGUAUCAGUUUAUCCUUUUCAUUAUAUUAUUUUCUGUUAAGUUCUGUAUACAUUUUAUUUUUGCACUGGUUGCAUCUUUUCAUGAUUUAUUUUUUAAAUUGUUCUGUUGUGAAAUGAUAAAAUGCAGUGUUAUUCUCUUUCU